GUUGAACAGCAGUCACAACGACAACAACACAAUGAAGGCUCAGGACUUGUCGCAACUUGCGACAAGCCUCCAAACACCCGACUUCAAAACCAUCGAGCCCCACCUUCUUGCCUUAGACAAGCACCUUAUUCUACGAACCUAUGUUGAUGGGUACUCUCUUAGCGACAUCGAUACUAAACUAUGGGUUACAAUUCGAAGUAACAAGGUGGCAAACGCAUUUGUGAAGCGUGGAGCACUUGCAAAUCUAGCAAGAUGGUUUUCCUUCAUUGAGGAUUCCCACCCCGAAAUCCAGCAGGAGGUCAAAGCCAAGGAGGAGGCCGAGAAAGCAAAGAAAGCUGCGGGGAGCAAAGCCGGUGCAUCCUACAACAUGGCCUUGCAAGAUACCGACAAGGGGGUGGUAACCAGAUUCCCUCCCGAGCCAUCUGGAUACUUGCACAUCGGGCAUCUGAAAGCUGCUUUGCUAAACGACUACUUCGCACACGAGCUUUACAAAGGCACAUUACUCCUACGGUUCGAUGACACAAAUCCCUCCAAGGAGAAGCAGGAAUUCCAAGACGCUAUUAUUGAGGAUCUUGCACUCAUUGGCAUCAAACCAGACAAAACGAGCUACACGAGCGAUUACCUCGAGACGUUAUAUCAGUAUUGCAUUAGAAUGAUUAAGGAAGGACAUGCAUAUGCAGAUGAUACAGAUCAGGAGACAAUGAGGGAUGAGAGAAUGAAGGGCAUUGCAAGCAAGAACCGUGACAAGAGUGUGGAGGAGAACCUUGCGAUCUUCGAGGAGAUGAAAAAAGGAACCGAAACUGGAAAGAAGAAUUGUAUCCGCGCAAAGAUGUCUGUGGACAAUCCCAACAAGGCUAUGCGUGACCCGGUUAUCUAUCGAUGCAAUACGGACAUCCCUCAUCACCGGACUGGCACCACCUGGAAGAUGUAUCCUACAUACGAUUUUGCUUGUCCUAUUGUGGACUCUCUCCAAGGUGUCACUCACGCCCUUAGGACGACCGAGUACACUGACCGCAAUCCCCAGUAUCAAUGGUUCUUGGACACUCUCAAACUCCGCCAGGUUCACAUGUGGGAUUUUGCUCGAAUGAACUUUAUCCGCACGGAAUUGUCAAAGCGAAAGCUGACUAAAAUGAUUGAGACUGGCAGAGUUUGGGGAUGGGACGAUCCACGGCUGCCCACAAUCCGUGGUGUUCGACGGCGAGGAAUGACUAUCCCGGCUUUACGAGAGUUUAUCUUGAAGCAAGGUCCAAGUCGGAACAUUGUCAACAUGGACUGGACGAAUUUCUGGGCAACGAACAAGAAAGAAAUUGAUCCAGUUGCUCCAAGGCAUACGGCUGUUGAGUUGAAGGAUGCCGUCAAAGUGAACGUCAUCAACGGUCCAGCGACCCCCCAUACCGAGGACAAGCCUAAGCACGCAAAGAAUCCUGCCGUAGGUCUGAAGAAGGUUGCGUACAGCAAUCAUCUCAUUCUCGACCAAGAGGAUGCCAAGCUCUUCAAACAGGAUGAAGAAAUUACUCUCAUGAACUGGGGAAAUGCAAUCGUGCGCAAGAUCAACGGUUCGAAUCCCAUCACCGAUAUCGAGGUUGAACUUCACCUUGAGGGUGACGUGAAAAAGACUGAGAAGAAAGUCACGUGGCUGUCCACCGACGGACAAGAACUUGUUCCAGCUGAGGCAUGGGAGUUCGACUACCUCAUCACCAAAGACAAGCUCGAGGAAGGAGACAGCUGGGAGGAUUUCUUCAAUACCGAAUCAGCAAAGAAGACGGAUGUACUGUGCGAUUCUAAUGUAGCCGAUUUGAAGGACGGCGACAUCAUCCAGCUCGAGAGAAAGGGAUUUUUCAGGGUCGACAAGGCGCCAAAGGAUGGUAAGCCAGCGGUGCUUUUCGGCAUUCCCACUGGCAAAUCGAAGUGAGGCAACAAAAGUGCUCCGGGUUCUUCCUGGCUGUAGAGAGGGGCGUGGCGUUGGAACGAAUGAAUGAGAAAUGAGUCGGAUAUUUUGACGCAGUAGUUAAAAUCUAAAUUCUUCCAGAGCUGUCCUGACCUUGGAAUCCCACCACAGCAUCCACCUGGUACCAUGGCCCCAAGAAAAUACAAGAUGCCUUCCUGUGCACCAAAACUCCCAUCGCUAAUGCCCAAUCGUGCUAGUCGGUAUGAUAACAUAUACUUCUCGUCAUUCUAACAUUAACCCCAUCAAAGCAGACCUUUCCUAGCCAGUUCUACUUUCCUCGCCGCC
Amorphotheca resinae ATCC 22711 is the source of this 2233-nucleotide messenger RNA. RefSeq lists its product as hypothetical. The transcript is spliced from 2 exons. Gene Ontology annotation, cellular component: cytoplasm; cytosol; methionyl glutamyl tRNA synthetase complex. The coding region runs from base 32 to 1912 and encodes 626 amino acids. Gene Ontology annotation, biological process: translation; glutamyl-tRNA aminoacylation. Lineage: Eukaryota; Fungi; Ascomycota; Leotiomycetes; Helotiales; Amorphothecaceae. The record is from RefSeq and is a predicted model, not a curated record. Gene Ontology annotation, molecular function: ATP binding; glutamate-tRNA ligase activity.